AAUGUCAUGGGAACCUUUGUGUUGUAAUUUUCAUUCUAAAAUAAUUUUAAUUACAAGUUUGCCGGCCUCCAUCUCAUAGAGAAAGGCCAUUUUUCCAAGUUGUUCCUGUGAUAAAGAAAAGAAAUUGAUACCUACAGCUAAUUUCUAACAAUCCCAUGGAUACGAUUUUUUCCAAGUAUUUCGUGUGUUAAAGAAAUUGAUACCUGCAGCUAGUUUCUAACAAUCCCUUGGAUACGAUGAGUACAGGGCCAAAUGAGUUUGGAGCUUUUAGAUCUCAUGAAUCCGUUGAGAACUCUCCGCAGAAACCGUCAUGGCCUACUUCUGGAGGGGAGCAAGAUGAUAGGGCAUCUACUGAUGAUGAGCAGAAUGGGAAUAAGGAAGAUGGUAAAAACCAGUUGGUGAUUUAUGAUCCUUCCGUCAAUGGUGCUGCCGAAAUUGCCCUAAUUCCCGAUUCUUCGCAAUCUCCCCAAUUACCUGGUGCGUCCAAAGUGUACCGAUCUGUUGGGGCUUUUGCUGUUCAGUGUGCCAAUUGUUUCAAAUGGAGGCUUAUCCCAAAGAAGGAAAAAUACGAGGAGAUAAGGGAACAUAUAUUAGAAGUUCCCUUCUUAUGUGAAAUGGCUCGGGAAUGGAAGCCUGAGAUAUCUUGUGAUGAUCCACCAGAUAUUACUCAAGAUGGAAGUAGCCUCUGGGCUAUUGAUAAACCCAAUAUUGCUGUCCCCCCUCGUGGCUGGCAGAGGCUUUUGAGAAUCAGAGGUGAUGGAGGGACUAGAUUUGCAGAUGUGUAUUAUGUUUCGCCAUCGGGCAAGAGAUUCCGAUCCAUGGUUGAAAUUGAGAGGUACUUGGAGGAACACCCUGAGUGUGUACAUGAUGGUGUAAGUUUAUCCCGGUUUUCAUUCCAGACCCCAAAGCCUUUGCAGAAGAACACUGCACUGAAAAAACGUCCUCCUGCAACGUCUACACCUUCACAUGAUGGCUUUGCUCCAUUAUUGCCUGCAUAUCGUGACCUUUCAGAAGGUAAAAAGAUUAUGAAUUUGCAUGGUUUUCUCCAGCAUAAGUUCACCCGUUAUGGGUUUGGGCUGUAAUGCAAAAUGUAUCCAACAAAUCAUCUCCGAGGGCGGAUUAAAAACAUUUGGACAGGGAGGGGGGUGCAAUUCAUCCCAUGGAUGUAAUUUAUUUCUUUUGGUUUUAUAGAAAAAAAAUUUAUUUAAAUAAUUUUAAAAAUAAAUGUAAAGGCGUGACCCCCCCCCCCAAAAAAAAUACUACUUUUCU
Cuscuta campestris is the source of this 1269-nucleotide messenger RNA. Lineage: Eukaryota; Viridiplantae; Streptophyta; Magnoliopsida; Solanales; Convolvulaceae. The record is from the annotation of a GenBank genome assembly.